AUGAUAGCCCAUGAAUGUAAGGAUGAGAUGAUCAAGAUUUUUAGCGCCAUCGGACCUUCUUGCACAGAAGUCUUUCAGCAGAGAUUAGCUACCUUUCAGCUCACUGGAGAUGCUCAUACUUGGUGGACUUCAGCUUCACGUGGCUUGGAUCAUGCCACCAUGACAUGGAAAGACUUCAUUCAGUACGAAAUUGAAUACUCAAGAUUGUCAAUGUUUGUACCUCACCUGGUAGAUACAGAAGAGAAAAAUAGGCGUAGGUUUGUUUAUGGUCUGAAUGCUGUGUAUCAGAGGCAUAUUGUUACAAAUCAUAUGAUUGACACAUAUGUUAGAGCUGUUGAGUGUGCCAGAGAACUUGAGAAAGACCAUUUGGAUCAUAAGAGGGAUGGUGAAUACCUGAAGAAGGAGAGUAAGGUUGACCGUGCAUCAAAGGCUUCGUCGAGUCAAUAUGGAAGUGCUGAGGGCGAUGCUACUGCCGCCAAACCAAUUAACUCCAAAGGGUAUUGUUAUAACUGUCGUGAAAAGGAGCACAAUGCAUCCGAAUGUACCAAAGAGAAGCCUCGUGGUCAGGGUCAACUCUUUGCCGUGCAACCUCGUGAAACAGAGAAUGCUACUUUGGGAUGUACUUUCUUCAUUUUAAUUGAACCUGUAAGUAUUUUAUUUGAUACCGGAUCUACUUAUUCUUUCAUUUCUGCUAAGUUAGUUCGCAUGAUAAAUCUUUCUGUGGUAGUAUGGGAUUUUCCUCUAUGUGUUGCUACCCUUACUAGUAGUAUGGUAGGGUUGAGCAAAAGGGUUGAUGCUUGUCCCAUUAUGAUUGGAGAUGUUGAGCAUUCGACAUAUCUUUAUGUGCUAGAGAUGGUUCCUUACGAUACAAUCACUUUUGCAAAGACGUGUCAAUCCAAGGUAGUGGUGAAGACUACAUCUCGAAGCCUAUUUGUAGAAGCUUUCCUUAACCAUAUCGAGGGUGAAGUAGUAGAUAAUGAGUCUCUGCAAAUUGCAAGUAUACCUGUGGUGUCUGAUUUUGCGUAUUUGUUCCGAGAGGUUCCUGGGUUACCUCCAAGUAGGCAAGAAUUGAAGUCUCAGAUUGACCAUCUUUUAAGUCAAGGAUUUAUUCGACGUAGUUCUUCACCAUGGGGUGCUCCUGUUUUAUUUGUGAAAAAGAAAGAUGGUUCUUUACGAUUGUGUGUUGAUUGCCGUGAACUAAACAAGGUCACGAUAAGAAACAAGUAUCCUUUACCCAGGAUUAAUGAUCUAUUUGACCAGUUAAAAAGAGCUAUAUUGUUUUCGAAGAUCGACUUGCGAUCAGGCUAUCAUCAGCUUCUUGUUAGAGAGUAA
Molecule: messenger RNA, 1332 nt
Organism: Papaver somniferum (opium poppy)
Lineage: Eukaryota; Viridiplantae; Streptophyta; Magnoliopsida; Ranunculales; Papaveraceae
Exons: 6
Coding region: 1-1332 (443 amino acids)
Biological process (GO): proteolysis
Molecular function (GO): aspartic-type endopeptidase activity
Source: RefSeq, a predicted model, not a curated record